Messenger RNA from Rhagoletis pomonella (apple maggot), 3844 nucleotides. Its product is annotated as sphingomyelin phosphodiesterase. Lineage: Eukaryota; Metazoa; Arthropoda; Insecta; Diptera; Tephritidae. The record is from RefSeq and is a predicted model, not a curated record. Gene Ontology annotation, molecular function: acid sphingomyelin phosphodiesterase activity. Gene Ontology annotation, biological process: sphingomyelin catabolic process; ceramide biosynthetic process. The transcript is spliced from 8 exons. Bases 736 to 2895 code for a protein of 719 amino acids. Gene Ontology annotation, cellular component: lysosome.
AAUGAUCAGUUGAGUGCGGUACUUUGUAGCUAGCGGACGCGUCUUCGGUGGAAGCGGAUCUGGAUGGGUUGAGGCAGCCAAACGUGUGAGUUGCCGAGUUAGAGCGUAUAAAUUGAUGUGUUUUGUAUACAUACUCUAGUGCGAAUGCAGAAAUGAGUAAAUAAAUUCAUAUAACAAAAGAGAAAACACAAUAAAAAUGACAAUUGCGAGGUGCUUUUGAAUAAAUUUGUCAUAGGAUGCAACAACAAAACAAGCAUAAAUCGAAAUAAAUACUAUUUUACGCGGAUGAGUAAACCAAAGUGAAAAAGGCUUAAAAAACAAAAAGAAUAUAGAAAGUGACCUUUAAAUAGGGUGCUCAUUCGGAAGCGACAGCGUUAUUUGAAAGCGAAAUUCGUGACCAGGUGCAGCCGACCAAAUAGUGGAUUCUCCUUUAAUAAACUCAAAAUUAAAGCAGAAAAGUAAAUGCAAGAAUUGUUGUAUUUAUCGAAUACUGCUAAAUACGAAUGAAAGCUCAAGACAAAGCAGAGAAAGGCAGACAGAAGUUUGGUGGCAUGAGUUUUCGAUAAUAAUGUUUCAAGAUUUGCCAGGAAUGUUCGCUAAAAUAUAUGGGAACACAGUUUAUACAUACGCCUCAUUAUAGCAGAAUUAGUGGACGCUCCAACUUAGAUUCGAAAAAUCUAGCAGAUCCGAGCAAAUAUUUCGCCUGUUCACAUCAAUCAUACAAUUUCUCGCACUAUGACAACCUGUUGGCAUGUUUUACGAUGGCGCGUUCUGCUUUCAGCCAUAAUAUUACUAAUCAUGAGCUUCAUCCACAUGACCCAAGGUUUCCCAUUUGUCUUCAACACUAAUCGCAAACUCAUAAAUUGGACUGCUCCAGAGGAUAACUGGGAAAUAGAGUUAGCACCACGCAGCAUUACACCGCACGUAGAACUGAAAAAGUUUUCGCACCGCACCGAUCCCAACCCUGGACAAAGCGAUGAAGCGUUUCUGGAGCGAUUGCGGCAGCUCAAGCGCAAUGACACAAUGGCGCGCAUGCUUUGGUACGACACUACACCUGAUGGCCUCAAUUAUCCGCCCUUCGUGGAUAAGGCGCUGAAGCUUUUCAAUCUUAAACAAGUGGCUUUCGAGAUCGAGAACAGUGUAAUGUCCAAAGUGUCUUGCACAGCUUGCAAAGCAGGGGCUGGCUUGCUGCAGCACUAUAUCCGCGCUGGCAAAACGGAGGCGGAGAUCAUUAAAUUGAUUUACGAAUUUUGUGUUAAUCUCAAUAUACAAAGCCCACGCGUUUGCGAGGGAGUGUCGACACUAUUCGGUAGUGAAGUGAUCUACGUCCUUCAGCGCGUCAAUCUCGGGCCAGAUGAGAUUUGUAGUUUCGUUAUUGGCGAUGCUUGCGGCGACGUUUACAAUCCAUACCAUGAGUGGGAGGUGAUAUUCCCGCCAGUACCGAAACCUCCGGCUGCAGAGCUGGGUGUGCCAAAAGAGGCGGCUCCAUUUUUCAAAGUGCUACACAUCUCAGACACACAUUACGACCCACAUUAUGUGGAAGGUUCUAAUGCCAACUGCAACGAGCCACUGUGUUGCCGACUGAGCAGCGGACGUCCGUCUAAUCCAAAUGACGCAGCUGGGAAAUGGGGAGAUUAUCGUAAGUGCGAUACGCCGAAGCGAACUGUGGAUAAUAUGUUGGAACACAUUGCGGACACGCACAAGGACAUUGACUACAUUCUGUGGACUGGUGAUCUGCCGCCACACGAUGUUUGGAAUCAGACCAAAGAAGAGAACUUGGAGAUCAUCAAAGAAACAGUGCGUCAGAUGACUGAAAAGUUUCCGGGUGUGCCUAUCUUCCCAGCGUUGGGCAAUCAUGAAAGUGCGCCGGUGAAUAGCUUUCCGCCACCUUAUGUGAACCAAGUGGAUAUCUCUAUAUCAUGGCUUUAUGAUGAGUUGGAUGUACAAUGGCGUCGAUGGCUGCCGCAAAGUGUCUCGCACACUGUGCGGCGUGGCGCGUUUUACUCAGUCCUGGUCCGACCAGGCUUCCGCAUCAUUUCUCUAAAUAUGAACUAUUGCAACAACAAAAAUUGGUGGCUACUGCUUAACUCUACGGAUCCGGCAACUGAACUUCAAUGGUUCAUUUAUGAGCUGCAAAGUGCUGAGUUCUCCAAUGAAAAAGUGCACGUGAUCGGUCACAUACCACCAGGUCAUCCAGAUUGUUUAAAGGUGUGGUCGCGCAACUUUUAUCGUAUCAUUUCACGAUACGAAAGCACAAUUACGGCACAAUUCUAUGGACACACACACUUUGAUGAAUUCGAAAUGUUCUACGAUCCACACGACCUAAGUCAUCCCACAAGUAUCGCAUAUAUUGGGCCAUCGGUAUCACCUUAUUAUGACCUCAACCCGGGUUACCGCAUUUAUUAUGUGGACGGGGAUCAUGACACUACCACUCGUUUGGUUAUAGAUCACGAGUCUUGGAUCAUGAACUUAAAGGAAGCAAACCUUUACGAUUACCCAAUUUGGUAUAAGUUGUAUACUACUCGCGCGGUAUAUAAUAUGAAGGCUCUCAGGCCAGUGGAUUGGAGUAAUUUAAUUGAUGAGAUGGCGAAUAAUCAGGAACUAUUUGAUUUAUAUUACAAAAAUUACUGGAAGAACUCACCUAUUCGGCCAGCAUGCGAUGCGGAGUGCCGGAAACGAAUGCUUUGUGAUUGCAAGAGCGGGCGGUCGCAUGACAGACGACAUUUCUGCCAAGACGUUGAGGCGAAAAUAGAUGAUGGGUCGUCAAAAUCAUGGAAAUCAUGGCUCUACCGCGGAUUGACCAGCUCAAUACUCCAACACCAUCUACGAAGCUUCGAUUUAAUAUCUAUACUGCAACAACACCUCAUCGAAGGCAGCAAGGAAGAAUGGCUUUAAACGAUUUUCCUACGCGAUGCACAAAAACUACACUCUGGGGUUCCCGGGCACAAAAUUAUUCCUGGAAACAACAUAGCGAACAAGCUGGUACGCAGGGGCACUAACGAACACUGUAUAAUGGGAAUAUUCAUCACGCUUAGGGACACGAUAUCGAAGCGAAAGUAUCGAUAUGGAACUCAUUUGAAGUAUCGCUGUAAAAAUAUCGGGUACUCAUUAAUAUCGGAAUAAAAAUACUCGAUGUCCCUAAUAUCGAUACCAAAAUUCAAAAAAAAAAAUCUCUUAACAAUGGAGUCGUAUGUAGGCGUUGUGGUGUAGUGAUUAGAAGUGCUUUGAAAAAAGGACAAAGUAGAUUUCUCGAAAAACAAAUAAAGUCAGAAGACAUCAUCAUGAGAAAAAACACCUUCUUUUAAAAUAAAGUACUGAUGGUCACCGUACGUAUGACGCCAGAUACGCUCAAUGAUCAACUUAGGAUCCAAGAUGGCCGCCACCUUUCCCCCGCUAUCUUCAGUGGAUUCAAAUACUUGAAUACUAAAAAAAAACUAUUAGUUCUGGAACAAUGGCCAUCGUUUUGAUUUUGUAAAGGUUUAUCUUUUCUAAAAUACAGUAUUUUUAUCUUUUCAUUAAUGCAGUCGCAGUUAAUGGUGUUGAGUUGGACGAAAUUCGCUAGGUUUUCAUUAAUUUGAAUAAUAUCUACCCUGGUCACUCUCGACAGAGCAUUUUGAAUGCUUUAUGCUGGAAAUGUUUCUAAACCAAUUGGCACAUUUCGAGCUGGUCUUGAGUUUUGUUUUUAAAACCAGAUUGACUACACUUAAGUAAAUUAAUAUGUGCUAUCACUGAUCUUUGCUUAUUUUGUAGAGUUUCUGCCGUUACUACCACAUAUGCAGCUGUUUCGCGAGUACUAAAUUAAAUCACUCUGAAAAUACGAGUACAAUUGCUUUAGAUUAUGUAA